Capsicum annuum is the source of this 3674-nucleotide messenger RNA. RefSeq names its product probable LRR receptor-like serine/threonine-protein kinase At3g47570. The record is from RefSeq and is a predicted model, not a curated record. Lineage: Eukaryota; Viridiplantae; Streptophyta; Magnoliopsida; Solanales; Solanaceae. Gene Ontology annotation, biological process: protein phosphorylation. Gene Ontology annotation, molecular function: ATP binding; protein kinase activity.
AGUAUGUAGCAGAAUCACCACCUGUGUUAAAUCCAUUCCUAGAAUACAUUGCUACCUCAAAGUUUUGAUUCCCUGACAGACGAUUAGGACCCAAGAUUCGUGAUGUAGCCACCACAGACUUCUGGCUUUCAUCAGACGUGAUCAUGGAGUAGGCUUGGUUCACAUAAGGGAGAGGGCUCAUUAACAAGAUCUGUGAUCUUGUUUGCAUAUAAGAGUCAUUUAAACCCAUAAGAAACUGAAAUAGUUUGAGUUUUUGUAGGUGUAACAUAUACUCCCUGGAUUUAUCACAUUCACAUGAUGGAGUAGGCAUCAUAGCUUCAAAUUCUUCCCAUAGACCUUUCAACUUAGAGAAGUAAACAGACACUGAACUAGUUCCUUGAGAUAAGGUAGCAAUUUCUUUAUGUAAAUUUAAAGUUCUUGACCCAUCUAUCUUGUUAUAGCGUUCAGCAAGAUCUUCCCAAACAUAUUGAGCACAAGAAGCAUACAUAAUGCCACCAAGAAGACUUUUCUAUACAGAAUUCUCCAUGACAGCACAACAGCAUUAACUCUUUGCCAAUUUCCCUCAAGUCCUGGAUAUUUUUUUUUAACAUGUUCCAUCAACUAAACCAAGUUUAUUCCUUCCUAAUAAAGCUAUUUUCAUAGACCUAUACCACAGAGAAUAGUUCUCUGCACCCGUGAGUUGGAAGGAGAUAAUUUGAGCACCACUUACAUCAGAAGAAUGCAGGAAAAGUGGAUGAUUGUAAUCGAUUCCAGGAAUCUGUGUGCUACCAUUGCUUGAUUGUGGCUCUGUGCUCACCCCAUGAAAUCCAAAAGCAGUUGCAUUGUUUGCCAUUCCAAUUAUCAAGAUUCCAGUUAACUCCCAGACCAAUCUUUAGCGGAAUUUGAUCGAUUUAUUCAACUAGUAAUACCAGCUGAUGAAGGCUUUGAUACCAUGUAAUUUUAGGUGGAUUGAACGAAGAAUAUGAAGCAAGAAACAGAAUGAAUUCAAGAGGAGAAGAAACCAAGAACACAGUAUGAGAUUCAGAUAAGAAGAAGAUGAGAUUUAGAGAAGAAACUGAUAUGGAAAAGUGUAUUCUUGUUCCAUUGAUUGUUCUUGUUCUGUACAGGUUAUAUAUAUACACAUACAGUUGAGAUUAAAUAACUUAGAAAAAAUAGUAACUAACUACUUAACUACUCUAACUGCUAGUAACUACUUUUUGGAAAUGUUGCUACAGGGAAUAACUGUAUUUUUGAAGUCACAGUUACUGUAGCUUGUGAUCACUUUCAGCAUCUGGAAUGGACUGCUUAGCCAUUCUCUACAGAGAUCUUCAACAUAUCAGGGCUGAGAGUGAUUUCUCUUUCAUUCAUCAAUCUAUCAGGAAGCCUCCCACCAAACAUGUGUUCUUUCAUACCCAACAUUGAAGAGCUUUAUAUGGGCAACUUAACCAAUCUUGGUGGGACUAUCCCUCAUUCCAUCUCCAGUUAUUCAGAACUUACUAUUCUUAAGCUUUCUACCAACCAACUCACUGGAUUUAUUCCCAAUUCUCUUGGAUAUGUGACUCAUCUACAGUAUCUAAAUUUAGAGGCAAACAAUUUAACCAGCGACUCAUUAUUAAGCUUCCUGACUUCCUUAACCAAUAGCAAAAAUUUAACAGCUCUUUAUCUAUCUUUCAACCCUCUAAAUGGCAUGCUUCCAGCCUCCAUGGGGAACCUUUCCACAUCUCUUAUAAUCUUUCAAGCCAGUGGUAGCAAAAUAAAAUGGCGAAUUCCAAAUGAAGUUGGGUAAUUAAGCUGCUUCUUAGACCUUGAUCUUUCUGCAAACAACUUGGCUGGAUCGAUUCCCACGUCAAAUGGCAACUUGAUAAACCUGCAGGGCUUGUUCUUGAGUAAUAACAAACUUACAGGAUCUAUCGGUGAUAAUCUAUGUAAAUUGCAGCUCUUGGAUGUCAUCAACUUGAGUCAAAAUCCACUUUCAGGUUCUCUUCCUAAUUGUUUCGGAAAGGUUACUUCCCUUAGAGAGAUACAUGCGGGUUCCAAUAAAUUGAGAACCAAUAUACCAUCAAGAUUAUGUAAUCUUGAAGAUCUAAUGGUUCUUGACAUAUCGUCAAACAACAUGGUUGGUUCUUUAACUGCAGAAAUCGGAAAAUUAAAGGCUGCAACACUUAUAGAUCUGUCGAUGAAUCAAUUCUGAAAUGGAAUUCCAAGAGAAAUUGGAGGGUUGCAAAAUCUGGUGCAGCUUUCUUUGAGGCACAACAAGUUGCAAGGAUCUAUAUCUGACUCAAUAAGCAACAUGGUAGGUUUGGAAUUACUAGACCUUUCUGAUAAUAAUAUAUCGGGAACUAUUCUCAUGUCGUUGGAGAAACUUCAAUACCUCAAAUAUUUCAAUGUUUUUGUCAACAAAUUGCAUGCUGAAAUACCCUCAGGGUGUCCUUUCAAGAACUUCUUGAGUACAUUUUUCAUCUACAAUGAAGCACUGUGUGGUUCUUCAAGGUUUAUUGUCCCACCAUGCCCUACUUCAUCAAAGCAUAGAUCUAGUAGGAAAAAAGUGCUUAUUCUUUUUCUUUUGCUGGGAAUUGCACUAGUAUUUGUUCUUAUCACCUUGGUGUUUUUCUGGAUAAGGUAUAGAAGAGGUAAAAGAGCUCCUCAACAAGCUGAUUCAUUGUCUGCCAUGACAAGAGAAAGAAUUUCAUACUAUGAAUUGCUCCAAGCAAUUGAUGCGCUUAGCGAGAGUAACCUGAUUGGUUCCGGAAGUUUUGGCUGUGUCUACAAAGGCGUUCUCAGAAGUGGUACUACCAUCACUGUUAAAGUGUUCAAUCUUCAACUAGAUGCAGCAUUCAAGAGCUUUGAUACGGAAUGUGAAGUUCUACACAGCCUUCGCCAUAGGAAUCUUGUAAAAGUCAUUGCUAGCUGUUCCAAUCUUGAUUUGAAGGUAUUAGUGCUCCAGUAUAUGCCUAAUGGGAGUCUUGAGAAGUAUUUGUAUUCGCACAACUACUUUCUCGACAUCAGGCAAAGACUAAGCAUAAUGAUAGAUGUGGCAUGUGCUUUGGAAUAUCUGCACCAUGGGUGCUUGUCGCCUGUGAUCCACUGAAAUCUGAAGCCUAGUAAUGUCUUGCUGGACGAGGAUAUGGUUUCCCACCUAAGCGACUUUGGCAUUUCGAAACUGCUUGGUGAAGAUGAGAGUGAUUUAUACACAAAAACAUUAGCAACAUUGGGUUAUAUUGCGCCAGAGUAUGGAGAAGAUGGAUUGGUGUCUACUAAAUGUGAUGUGUGUAGUUAUGGAAUCAUGUUGCUGGAAACAUUUACUAGGAGAAAGCCUAGUGAGUUUGAGGGAGAUCUUAGCUUGAAGCAAUGGGUGAGUUAUUCACUUCCUGAUGCAGUAAUGGAUGUUGCGGAUUCCAACUUGGUUCCACUGAUGGAUAAUCACUUGAACAAGAAGUUAGAUUGUGUAGCAUCAAUAAUGAAAGUGGCACUAGAUUGUUGUGUUAAAUCUCCAGGAAGACGGACAAACAUGAAAGAUGUUGUAGGGAUACACAAUCAAGAUUGUGUAACAUCAAGAUUCAACUUCUCGCAUGUUGAGCAUGCUCUUGGCGACUCUUGUUCCAAAUAAAUUGUUUUGUUUAAAAUGUUUGUUAAAUAAAUGUAUUGAUGUGAAGAAUGAAUUUUUUUUCUGGCAAUGAAAGGAAUUUUAUUAAUUA